AUGGCCACCGUUUCUGAGAACCCACCACAACCAGCAGCAGACUACUUCAACGCCACGUCCGGAGCAACAGAGCCAGUCUGGGUCCACACAGAGCCGUACAGCGCCCGCCCACACUUUUCCAAGCUUGAACGCGAUGUUGAGACCGAUGUCUGCGUCGUGGGAGCUGGUAUUGCUGGGAUCCAGACCUCUUACGAACUCGUCACCCGCGGUUUCAACGUUGUCCUACUCGAGGCACGCGAGAUUCUGAGCGGCGAGACUGGCCGUACUUCAGGCCACCUGGCUAGCGCUCUUGACGACGGCUACACGCUCAUUGCUGGCAAGCACGGCCAGGAGGGUGCCCAGAUUGCUGCCGAUAGCCACCAGUGGGCCAUCAACCGAGUUGGAGACGUUGCGAAGAAGCUGGGCAUUGACUGCGAGUAUCGCCUGCUACCAGGCUACGAGUUUUCCCAGUACGACCGUGUCAAGCAGCCAAAGGAGCACGCAGAGGAGAACAAGGAGCUCGAGGAGGAGGUUUCCAAGGCACAGGAACUUGGGCUGAAGGUCGAAUACGAUGCAGACUUCAAGCUCCGCGGCUGGGAUGGUGAGCCUGACCAGCGUGGUGCUGCUAUCUUCAGAGAUCAAGCUACAUUCCACCCCACCAAAUACCUCAACGGUGUCCUGAAGUGGCUCAAGGAGCAGCCAAACUUCCACUGCUUCACCCAUACUCGCGUCAUGGACUUCUCCGAGAAAGGUAUCGAAAUUGGACCAAUUGGACACAAGACGGUCGAGCUCAAGACAAUCGAUGGCUACACAGUCAAGGCUCAGGACGCUAUAGAGUACGACCGCACCUACUGCAUCGCCAUUAAAGUACCCAAGGGCUAUGUUGAAGAUGCCCUGUUCUACGACGAGGCAGAGGAAUACAAGUAUGUGCGUUUGACACACUGUGAUGCCGAGCAUGAUUACUUGGUAGUGGGUGGUUGCGAUCACAAGGAGGAACCACUUGGACGCUUCAAGGAGCUCGAGACGUGGACUCGCGAACGCUUCACCAAAGCAGGCUCCGUAGAUUAUGCUUGGUCCGGCCAGGUCUUCGAGCCAGUCGACUUCAUGGCCUUCAUCGGUCGCGAUCCUGGAACCAAGCACACUUGGAUCAUGACUGGUGACUCGGGAAAUGGACUUACUCACUUCGUCCUCGGUGCCGACAUCAUUGCCACCGAGAUCUCUGGCCAAGCUCACCCAUGGUCGAAACUCUACAGACCCAAUCGUGUCGCGUCCAUCCUCAAGAGCGGCAAGCAAAUGCUCUCCCACGAUCUCCAGAUCAAUGCACAGUACAAACGCUUUUUCCAGUCCGACAUCGAGGACAUCGCAGACUUGCCCAACGGCGAGGGCGGCGUCCUCAACCCGACUACGAAGACACCGACUGCUGUAUACAAAGACGACGAGGGUAACGUGCACAAGCUCAGCGCUCUCUGUCCUCAUUUGAAGGGAGUCGUGUGCUGGAACCGCACUGAGAAGAGCUGGGAUUGCCCUGUUCACGGAUCGAGAUUCUCAAAGGACGGCGUUUGUGUGAUGGGACCGGCGAAGGGCAACCUCUCACCAUUCGAUGAGAAUGCUAAGCAGGAGCAAGCCAAGACGGGUAUCGAGGUGUGA
This is a messenger RNA of Fulvia fulva, 1626 nucleotides long. RefSeq names its product Putative Rieske 2Fe-2S iron-sulfur protein. NCBI's taxonomy places the organism in Eukaryota, Fungi, Ascomycota, Dothideomycetes, Mycosphaerellales, Mycosphaerellaceae. The record is from RefSeq and is a predicted model, not a curated record. Gene Ontology annotation, molecular function: oxidoreductase activity; 2 iron, 2 sulfur cluster binding. Gene Ontology annotation, cellular component: cytoplasm. The coding region runs from base 1 to 1626 and encodes 541 amino acids. The transcript has 3 exons.